UGGUCAGACUGGCUGGACUACAGCUACCCCACGUCGGGGCCCUCUGGCGGGGACUUGGAGACCUACUCCAACAUCCGCGUGGCUGGAGGGGCCGUCUGUGAGCAGCCCCUGGGCCUCGAGUGCCGCUCCCAGGCCCAGCCUGGUGUCCCCCUGCAGGAGUUGGGCCAGGUUGUAGAAUGCAGCCUGGACGUCGGCCUGGUCUGCAGGAACCGUCAGCAGGUGGGGAAGUUCAAGAUGUGCUUCAACUAUGAAAUCCGUGUGUUCUGCUGCAACUACAGCCGCUGCCCUAGCACCCCAGCCACCAGCUCCACGGCCACCCCCUCCUCCACCCCAGGGACCACCUGGAUCCUCACAGAGCCAACCACAACAUUGACCACGACUGUGGCCACCGGCUCCACAGUCACCCCGUCCUCCACCCCAGCCACUGCUGCCACCUCAGAAUUGCUGACCAUGACAGCCACGAAACCCACAGCCACUGGCUCCAAAGCCACUCCCUCCACCAGUCCAGGGACUGCAUCCACCCUUCCAGUUGUGCUGACAAGCACAGCCACCACACCCACAGCUACCAGCUUUACAGCCAUCCCGUCCUCCUCCCUGAGAACCACUUGGAACCUCACAGCACAGACCACCGCACCAACGGCCACCCUGUCCACAGCCCACGCCUCCUCCACUCCAAGGACCACCCACACCUCCACAGCACUAACCACCACGGCCACCAAGACCCAGGCCACUGGCUCCACGGCCACCCUCCUCACCUCAGGAACAGCUCACACCUCUAAAGUGCUGACCACCAUGGCCAUCACCACAAGCUCCACAGUCACCCCCUCCUCCAGCCCAGGGACUGCAAGCACCCUUACAGCACUUAUCACCACAAACACCACACCCACAACCAGCGGCUACACAGUGACCCCCUCCUCUAUCCCGGGGACCACCCACACCCCCACAGUGCUGAGCAACACCACCACAACUGUGGCCACUGGCUCUACGGCAACACCCUCCUCUAGCCCACAGACCGCUGGUACUCCCCCAGCACUGGCCACCACGGUCACGACAAUCACAGCCACAGGCUCCACCACCACCCCCUCCUCCGCUCCAGGGACAACGCCCAUCUCCCCAGUGCUGACUACCACGGCCACCACACCUGCAGCCACCAGCACCACAGUGGCUCCCUCUUCUGCCCUAGGGACCACCCAUACACCCCCAGUGCUGUCCACCAUGGCCACCACACAUGGGCGAUCCCAGCUUCCCGAGAGUCCCCGCACGGUACCCACAGCCUGGACUUCCAUGGCCCCCUCGGGCACCACCCACAUCACAGAGCCACCCACGGUGACUUCCCACACCCCAGCAGGAACCACCGGUACCACCCCACCCUCGACUCCAGCCCUGUCCAGCCCUCACACUCACAGCAGAACCACUGAGUCACCCCCUUCUCCAGGGAAGACCACCCCGGGCCUCACCACGGCCACCUCCAGGACCACGGCCACGGCCACACCCAGCGAGACCCGCACCUCGACCCUGCUGCCCAGCAGCCCCACAUCGGUCCCCACAACCCCGGUGGUGUCCACGGGCUGUGAGCCCCAGUGUGCCUGGUCAGACUGGCUGGACUACAGCUACCCCACGUCGGGGCCCUCUGGCGGGGACUUGGAGACCUACUCCAACAUCCGCGUGGCUGGAGGGGCCGUCUGUGAGCAGCCCCUGGGCCUCGAGUGCCGCUCCCAGGCCCAGCCUGGUGUCCCCCUGCAGGAGUUGGGCCAGGUUGUAGAAUGCAGCCUGGACGUCGGCCUGGUCUGC
This is a messenger RNA of Piliocolobus tephrosceles (Ugandan red Colobus), 1791 nucleotides long. RefSeq names its product mucin-5B-like. NCBI's taxonomy places the organism in Eukaryota, Metazoa, Chordata, Mammalia, Primates, Cercopithecidae. The transcript is spliced from 2 exons. The record is from RefSeq and is a predicted model, not a curated record. The annotation marks the transcript as partial.